Molecule: messenger RNA, 495 nt
Organism: Centruroides sculpturatus (bark scorpion)
Lineage: Eukaryota; Metazoa; Arthropoda; Arachnida; Scorpiones; Buthidae
Exons: 3
Coding region: 13-495 (160 amino acids)
Source: RefSeq, a predicted model, not a curated record
GAUUGUGUGGUGAUGACGCACGCUUUGGUACGGACUAAGGGUCCAAGUAUGAUUACUUUGCUUAUGUUUUUACAACUGUUCAUCGAAGGUAUUCACGGUUUAAAGAUGUGCGAUUUGGAUGUACCUGGUGCUGUAAUUGCAGGUAAAUCCGUAUGGCUUAGGUGCGGUUACGACUUAGAAGAAGACGAGUUAUAUUCGGUAAAGUGGUACAAGAAUAAUGUGGAGUUUUAUCGUUAUCUUCCAAGUGACGUUCCGCCAGGUCAGAAGUACGAUCUCCUGGGAGUUUACGUUGACGAUCAUAAUCCACGUGAUUUUUGGUUUCGAGGAUAUUUAAAAAAUAUGUUUUAUCGAGGACAUGUUACAAAUUUGACAGCUUUGAAAGAGUAUCGCACUGCAUGUGAGAAGCAUCACAUAGGAUCAAUUACGGUCACCAUUAAACACAUUCAUUGUUCAUCGCCGUCAGGUUUCACACCUCCAGAAUGGAGACCACAUUGA